GACAGCGCUAGAAGACAAUUUUACGAUUGAUCUUUUUUUCUCCAUCUUGACCAUUAGAAAUCAUCUCGUUAAUUAUUAUUUUCUGAUCGUCUUUGAGAGAAAGAAAGAGAGAGAGAGAGACAGAGAGAGAGAGAGAAAGAAAGAGAGAGAUAGAGAGAGAGAGAGAGAGAGAGAGAGAGAGAUCAAAAAAGAGAGAAAAAACGAAACGAAAGGGAAACGUCGAGAAAUAUUUUGAAUAAACGCACGUCACCUCCGUACAUAAUUCAUUCUUGAAUUCGAAUAAUACGACGGGAGGAAAAAUCGAUAAGAGAAAUAAAUAAAUAAAUAAAUUGAUCGAUCGAUCGAUCGAUUGAUUGAUUGAUCGAAUAUCUUCGUCGAACGUCGUUGAAUUAUUGGAGAAAGAAAGAUUGAAAAAGAAACGGUGAAAUAAGGGGGAAGAAAAAGAAAAACGAUAGAGUGAGACGCGCGAGUCGAAUUUUCGCGCCGAAAGUGAUAAAAGAUUAAUAAUAUCUCGACGAGUUAAAUAGAUAGAUAAAUACGAGUUAAUAAAAAAAGAAAGGUGGGGAAAGAGAAAAAACAAAGAGAAGAAAGAAAAGUAAAAGAAAAAGUAAAAGAACAAGUUGAAAGAUAGAAGAUACGAUUUUAAUCGGUAUAAUCGAAGAUAUAAGAAAUUAACAAAAAAAGUAAAUGAUCUCUUUCAUACUUGAUCUUUGAUAACGUCGGAGUUUGGAGAAUCAUUAUUGGUUGUGUGCCACCGUCAUUCGUUAUAUCGAUACGGUACUAUUAUCCCGCGAAGAACACGUCAUCGUCGUUGUCUCUUCGUGUUUCGUCUUCCUUCGUGCUUUGUGCUUCGUCUUCGUCGUCGUUUUCGUUAUCGUCGAGAGGAAGUAUCAGGAAAAGAAGAGGAAUAGGAGGUAGUAGAUCGUAGUAGUCGUAGGAGGAAGGAGAAAUCAUCCUCUCUGUUCGGAGGUCGACGAGAAGAUCUUUGGCGGGAUUUUCCCUACACGGGGUGGGCCAAUUUCUCUAUCAAAACAUGGCCACGUGACCGACAGCGGCGCGGCUUGUAAACACAGAGAGUUUGACCACGUGGUUUGCCCCCACUACCAGUGCAAUCGAAAAGAAGACAGAUUGAAGAAGCAUAAUUCGUCUCUUCUUCGAAGAUUGAUAAUAAUAAGAGAAAGAAAGAAAGGAAAUAAAAUUAAGAAGACAAAGAGUUUUGAAGCAUAUAGAAGAAGAAUAAAGAGUAGUAGUAGUAGUAGUAGUAGGAGGAGGAGAAGGAGAAGGAGGAGAAGGAAGAAGAAGAGAGAGAGAGAGGAAGAAGAUCAAGCCCUUGGUUCGGUGCGCGCGAACGCACGCGCGCACUCAAUUCUUAAGGUCGACGACUGUGAGAGACUACUAACUACCGGUACUUCUUUCGCCCGCGAAACAUGCUCGCGGUCAAAGUGGAAUAUACAGAGGAGGCCAACAUGAUGGACUCGGUCUCUACAGUAUCAUCAUCGACGAGUUCAUCGACCGUUUCCCAACAACAACAACAGCAACAACAACAACAACAGCAGCAACAGCAGCAGCAACAGGGAGUACCGUUCGACGAAAGCGGUUUUGAGCCACAAACGAGAGCGCGGUCCAACACGUGGCCUUUACCGAGGCCCGAUGGAUACGUCGAUGGUAACGUUGGAGUCGUCGUUGGUGGUUCUGGUGGUGGUAGUGGUGCUUGUGGUGUACAAACUGGUAACGACAUAGGCGAGGUAGGUGGUACACCACCGCAACAGGGAACAUUGGGACAAACAGGUGCGGGGGGUGCACCAUUAUUCCCAGUUAAAAAGAACUCAUCUAGAAGAAACGCGUGGGGUAAUCUAAGCUAUGCCGAUAUGAUUACACAAGCGAUCACCAGUGCACCGGAACAAAGGCUCACGUUAUCCCAGAUAUACGAAUGGAUGGUACAGAACGUUAACUAUUUCAAGGACAAGGGUGAUAGUAAUAGCAGUGCCGGUUGGAAGAAUUCCAUAAGACACAACCUGUCGUUGCAUUGCAAAUUCAUGAGAGUACAGAAUGAGGGAACGGGCAAGAGUUCAUGGUGGAUGAUCAAUCACGAUGCUAAACCUGGGAAAUCACCACGACGUAGAGCUACGUCAAUGGAGACGAGCAAAUUUGAAAAAAGACGUGGUCGAGUUAAGAAGAAGGUCGAAGCAUUGAGAAACGGAGUUUUGCAAGCUGAUGCUACACCAAGCCCAAGUAGCAGCGUCAGCGAGGGUUUAGAUCUUUUCCCUGACAGUCCACUUCAUCCAACCAGUGGAUUUCAACUUUCACCGGACUUUCGACCUCGAGCAUCGAGUAACGCGUCCUCCAGUGGUCGAUUGAGUCCAAUUCCUGCGGUUUACGGGGAACCAGAAUGGACACCAACCUAUGCGCCAUCUUACAGUCCGGAACAGUUAGACACGAUCCUGGCCGGUAGCCUCGCGGAAACUAUGAAACUGGAGUCGUAUCAAAUGUACCAAACGUCACCCCCUAAUCAUCAGCAACAAACUGGCCCACCACCUUCUUACUUCGAUACGCAAUACCAGAGAAACAAUACUCUACGCACUGGUUCGUCAUCUUUCGGACUUCCACCUACGCCACAGCCCAGUAGUCAACAGAGGUGCCCGAUACAUCGUUUACAGGCUUGCGCUUGUCAGAUGAACCUGAGUCCGGUGUCUGGAAUGUCACCGUCAUAUCAACAGAACGAACCAAGCCCAACGGCACUGAGUAAUAGUCAACAACAAACGAUCCAGUAUAUGAUUCAGAAUCAACAACGACAACAGCAACAACAACAGCAGCAACAGCAGCAGCAACAGCAGCAGCAGCAACAACAACAGCAACAACAACAACAACAGCAGCAACAGCAGCAGCAGCAACAACAGCAACGACAUCAACAACAGCAACAGCAGCAGCAACAACAGCAGCAACAACAGCAAGCACAAAAUGGUCCAGCGGGAGUAAGUCCGCCGCACACACCUUCCCCAUGUGAUUCAACGCCAAGUACAAUGAUGGGACAAUUAAUGGGUGCCCUUAAUAAUUCAGCCCUGCUCGAUGAUCUCAAUAUUAACAUCGAAACGUUGCACGGUGGAUUUGAUUGUAACGUCGAAGAGGUAAUAAAUCACGAGCUUUCGAUGGAUGAAACAUUGGAUUUCAAUUUUCAACAAGGCGUAAUGGGUACUGCGGCGAUUCAAGUUAGCGACGGUAACAUCGUCGGACAAAAUGGUAUAGUUUCUCAAAAUAAUGUUGGGGUUGGUACGGCUACCGGAAAUGCACCAGCGGGAGUUUACAUGAGCACCAAUGCGGCGACUCCCGCGGCACCACCUUCUUGGGUUCACUAGCAGUGGACCCCUCUGCCCUCGACACCACCAUUGUCCUUACCAAUUCCAUCGACCAACAUCGAUGGAUGGGACAAUUAUUGCGGGAUGUCGGAGGGACAAUUCGACUGUCCGAUUGUCGAGGAUGCAAGGAUGGAUCGAGCACUUGUGAUAAGAUGUAGACAUAAUUAUACCAGACCACGACGAUACGCAUACUUCAAAAAUACUAUAUUACGUUAGUGCAAUUAUUAACGCGAGGAAUAAUUAACGGCAAGAGAGAGAGAGAGAGAGAGAGAGAGAAAGAAAGAGAGAGAGAGAGAGAGAGAGAGAGAGACAGAGAACCAGAGAGAGAGAGAGAGAGAGAGAGACAGAGAACCAGAGAGAGAGAGAGAGAGCGUAUCUAUCUCUUCCAUCCCCAUACUCCUUUUCCCCGUCCUCCUUUUUCCUUUCCCUUUCUUCAACUCCUUCUCCCCCUUUUCUUCCUGCUAGUCCUUCUCAUUCUCAUCCACCUCAUCCUUUUCAAGAAGAGGAAAAUGGUUGGAUACUUGAAUGAAAAGAAAAAAUAAAUAAAUAAAAAAAAGGCAGAGUAGGCGAGAGGAAUAAAAAAAAAAGAGAGAGAGAGAGAGAGAGAGAGAGAGAGAGAGAAAGAGAAAGAGAAAGAAUUCGUUUUAAAGGAGAUUAACGAGGCAACAAAAUAAAAAAAGAAAGAAAAGAAGAAGAACAAAAGAUAUAAUCGAAUGCGAUUUCUCGAUCAUAAUCGAUCGAUUUAUAUCUCGUGCGUUAUUAUCCUCGAAAAUAUGUUCGAUAUUUCGAUAUUUGUAAUUUUAUGAGAGAUCGGUACUUCUUCGAUAUGCCUUCUUUUACUUUGUCUUUAUUUUUUUUUUUAUUUUUUUUCUUUAGUUUUUAUAAUUUUCCAUUUCUUCCCAUUCCCCAUUCGCUCUCCCCUCCCUAUUUGGAUAACAAAAUAUAUAUAUAUAUAUAUAUAUAUAUAUAUAUAUAUAUAUAUAUAGCGAGAGAGAGAGAGAGAGAGAGAGAGAGAGAGAAAGAGAGAGGAAGAGAGAGCUAAAAGAAAGAAGAAGCGAGAAGAAAUUAGAAAAUAUAUUUAUAAUGGAUAAUGUGACACGAUGUCAAUUAAGAAAAAGAUCAGAAGAAAAAAAAUGCUUGACAUUUUUCAAUUGAACUCUCUCCCCCGCCGACUUUUCGCCGUACGUACAACGAUCUCUGUCAUCUCUAAAGAGGUAACCUCAUAGUGUUCUAAAAGACACACGCUAUAUAAAUAUAUAAAUAAAUAUAAAUAUUAUAUAUAUAUGUAUAUAUAUAUAUAUAUAUAUAUAUAUAUAUAUAUAUAUAUGUAUAUAGAAAUAGAUAUUAAUACAAAUAUAAAUAUGAAUAAAAAAAUAUACGAUGUGUGUGUAUGUGUAUAUAUAUAUAUAUAUGUGUGUGUUGAUGUAUGUGUGGGUAUAUGUGAGUAAGAGAGAGAGAGAGAGAGAAAGUGUGCGUGUGUGUGUGUGUACAUCGAUAUAUACCUAUAUAUGUAAUUAAAAUUAUAUACGAAAGAGAGUGUGUAUGUGUGUAUGUAUGCAUAUAUGAGGGGGAGAGAGAGGGAUAGAGAGAAAGAGAGAGAGAGAGAGAGAGAGAGAGAGAGAGAGAGAGAGAGAGAGAGAGAGAGAGAGAGAGAGAGAGAGAGAGAGAGUAUAACGGAUGUUUACUUAGAAAGGGCGCUACACGUUAUAAAUAUUAUAUACACGAAGAGAUCAUACAUAUAUGUAGACGCACACGGAAACGCAUGCUUACGAUAUUAUAGAAAGAAAUAUUGAAUAUAAAUAUAGAUAUUCUA
Molecule: messenger RNA, 5166 nt
Organism: Vespa crabro (European hornet)
Lineage: Eukaryota; Metazoa; Arthropoda; Insecta; Hymenoptera; Vespidae
Gene: foxo
Product: forkhead box protein O-like
Exons: 9
Coding region: 1428-3353 (641 amino acids)
Biological process (GO): transcription initiation at RNA polymerase II promoter; regulation of transcription by RNA polymerase II
Cellular component (GO): transcription factor TFIIA complex; nucleus
Molecular function (GO): DNA-binding transcription factor activity, RNA polymerase II-specific; RNA polymerase II cis-regulatory region sequence-specific DNA binding
Source: RefSeq, a predicted model, not a curated record